This is a messenger RNA of Sungouiella intermedia, 2265 nucleotides long. The record is from the annotation of a GenBank genome assembly. NCBI's taxonomy places the organism in Eukaryota, Fungi, Ascomycota, Pichiomycetes, Serinales, Metschnikowiaceae.
AUGAGUACUAAGAAACCUGUUGUGCAGCCUCCGUGGCUCAAACCUGUGCCCUCGUCGGUCCCAAAGCCCGUGUUGAAGAUCUACAACUCGCUAACCAGAUCAAAGGAGGAGUUUAUUCCUUUGACUCACAACCAUAUCACUUGGUACUGCUGUGGUCCUACCGUGUACAACCACGCCCAUAUGGGCCACGCUAGAAACUACGUUUGCUCGGACAUCUGCAGACGUAUUCUCCAGGACUACUUUGGCUACAACGUCAAUUUCGUCCAGAAUGUCACUGACAUUGACGAUAAGAUUAUCAUCGCUGCUCGUCACGAGUAUCUUUUUGAAGAGAAGAUUGCAAAGGUGUACACCGAGAAAACUCCACAAUUGUUGGAAGAGGUCAAGCAGUACCUCUCUGAUUACGUGCAGAAGAACUUGCCCGGCUUUUCUGGUUCUGUGGACACCGAAUUGGUGCCAUGGAUCAAGUCAUUGGACCUUCUGGCGUUGGCGGUAGAAACUCCUAAGUUGCCUAUGUACUGUAAGGCUGCUGAGACUGCCCACGGUGCCAUCUAUGGUAGCUCGACUUUUUCUGAGUUUCUAGCCGCCGUCGAGGACGUUUCCGUGCCUAGUCUUGAUAAGAAAUUCGGUUCUUCCGUCACAGACCCAAAUAUCUUCAAGAAGUUGCCAGCAUUCUGGGAAAACAAGUUCAACCAGGACAUGGACAGACUCAAUGUGCUCCCACCCAAUGUAACCACGCGUGUGUCCGAAUAUGUGCCCGAAAUUAUCGACUUUGUCGACCGCAUCAUCGCCAAUGGCUACGCCUACUCCACCACAGAUGGCUCAGUGUAUUUCGAUACCAUUGCGUUCGAGAAUGCCCCUAACCACGACUACGCCAAGUUGCAACCUUGGAACAAGGGCUCCAUGGACCUCAUCAAUGAUGGUGAGGGCUCAUUGUCUUUGGGAGAAUCUACUAAGAAAAGCGCCACAGACUUCGCCUUGUGGAAGGCCUCCAAGCCAGGUGAACCAGCAUGGGACUCCAAGUGGGGUCCAGGAAGACCAGGUUGGCACAUUGAAUGUUCGGUUAUGGCAUCCGACAUUUUGGGAGAAGUGAUUGAUAUUCAUUCCGGAGGUGUGGACUUAUGUUUCCCUCACCACGACAACGAGUUGGCACAGUCUGAAGCAUGCUUCAACAACCAGCAGUGGAUCAAUUAUUUCAUGCACAACGGCCAUUUGCAUAUCCAGGGCCAAAAAAUGUCCAAGUCCUUAAAGAACUUCAUCACCGUGGAGGAGGCCUUGCAGACAUUCACUCCUAGACAGCUCCGUCUUGCGUUUGCUAUUGGUUACUGGGACAAGCCAAUCGACUUCAAGGAUGCCCUUAUCUCUGAGGUCAAGGCUUAUGAAUCGACCUUUUCCAAGUUUUUCACCACCGUCAGAGCCUUGAACUCCGACUACAAGCAUUCUGUUUCUGAAGGUGUUCACAUCUCUAAGAAACUCUCAGACGUGGAGAAAUCGCUUUUGCAGGAAUUGACAACUGCCCAGACAGAGGUCCAUUCUGCAUUCUGCGACAACUUGGCUACUCCAGACGUGGUGAGAGCACUCAGCGAUUUGGUUUCUAAAGCCAACAUGUAUAUUCAGAGUACGGUGACUGGCAACGUGUCGUUACGUAUUGAGCCACUUCUUGCCAUCACCAAGUGGAUUUCCAAGAUGUUGGAUGUUCUUGGUUUCGAGGCUAGAUCCGACAAGCUCGGAUGGGUUGAUGGUGGAUCUGCAGAGGCAGGUGCCGCAUCAAAGGAAGAUGUUGCCAUGCCAUAUGUCAAAGCUUUAUCUCAAUUUAGAGACAAUGUGCGUGAGCUCGCUAUCUCCAAGGCCGAGCCAUCCUCGUUCUUGACAUUGUCAGAUACGUUGAGAUCGGACUUGAUCAACUUGGGAAUCUCGUUGGAUGACAGACCCACGGGUGGAGCAUUGGUGAAGUUUUUGAAUGAGCAGGAGAAAGAGGAGUUCAUCAAGCAGCAAAGAGCCAAGGAGCAGCAAGCGCUUGAAAAGGCCGCUAAGAAACAGCAGCAGGCCGAGGCCGCCGCCAAGAAGGAGCAGGAACGCUUGGAGAAGAUGAAAGUCAACCCUAAGGAUUUGUUUCAGGACAAGAGUUUGUAUUCUGAGUGGGACGAGCAGGGACUUCCUACCAAGAGUGCUUCGGGUGAGGAGGUGACCAAGAGCAUGAGGAAGAAGUUAAUGAAGCAGUACCAGCAGCAGGAGAAACUUUAUGGUGAGUGGUUGAGCAAACAGUAG